Molecule: messenger RNA, 1125 nt
Organism: Exophiala oligosperma
Lineage: Eukaryota; Fungi; Ascomycota; Eurotiomycetes; Chaetothyriales; Herpotrichiellaceae
Exons: 2
Coding region: 1-1125 (374 amino acids)
Biological process (GO): water transport; glycerol transmembrane transport
Cellular component (GO): plasma membrane
Molecular function (GO): water channel activity; glycerol channel activity
Source: RefSeq, a predicted model, not a curated record
AUGUCCCAACCUAACGGCGGCCACGACAUGGCCAGAAUGCAUACCAAUGACAUCGAGGUUGGUGUCUCGGACGCCCUUCAGCGUCACAUUACGAGGCACGUGGUACCCCCCAAGCCGGUGUCGCAGCGCAAACUCAACUUUGAGCACAAGCGACCUCGCAUCCUGCGUGAGAUGAUGGCCGAAGCCACUGGUGUAUUCUUCUACGUCUUCCCCGGGAUCGCCUCGGUGGCGUCCUUCACGCUGGCCACGACCAAUCCGGUGGCUGGGCAGAUCGGUGUGAGCAUCUUUGGAUCUCUCUUCCAGAUCGGCUGGGCAUUUGCCAUCGGCAUCGCUUUCGCCAUCAUUACAUGUGCUCCAAUUUCCGGUGGCCACUUCAACCCGGCCAUCACCAUUUGCUUCGCGAUCUGGCAAGGGUUUCCCUGGAAGAAAGUGCCGCAUUACAUCUUUGCACAGAUCUUUGGCUCCUUCAUGGCCGGCUUGCUGUUGGUGGGUUGCUACUGGCCUCAGAUCUCGGCCGCCAAGGAAAUCGACCUCCGUGAGCACGGCACCUCGGUGUACAACGGCGGCGUGGCCAGCAUCCUCUGCCCGUUCCCCAACCCGGACCAGACCAACCAGGGUUACUUGUUCAUGCAAGAGUGGUUCGUCGACAGCUACAUCGGCAUCGUCAUCUGGACGUGCCUGGACCCGGCCAACCCGUUCGUCAGCGCCGUGUCGGUCCCCUUUACGAUCGGCAUCGCGUACGCGACCAUGGUCUGGGGUUUCGCGGGCAACACCAUCUCCACGAACCUGGCCAGGGACCUGGGCACGCGGAUGGUCGCCGCCAUCUUCUUCGGCAAGGAGGCCUUCACCUUUGACAACGGCUACCCCUGGAUCAGCAUCCUCGUCAACGUCCCCGCCACCAUCUUCGCCACGGGCUACUACGAGUUCCUCAUGCGGGACAGCCUGCAGAAGAUACACAGUGGGCACGCCGAGCACGCCGAGGGCGAGGAGGGCCUGAAGCGGCACGUGAGCCGCAUCACGGGCGUGAAUCUUGCCGCCGACCAUAUCGACGAGGACCCCUGGCAGACGAAUCAAGGUGCCAUGAAUGCCGCCGGCGAGAAUGGCGUUCGAAGCAAGCAGUUCUGA